This is a messenger RNA of Carassius auratus (goldfish), 6653 nucleotides long. RefSeq names its product ras/Rap GTPase-activating protein SynGAP-like. Bases 1465 to 5667 code for a protein of 1400 amino acids. The transcript has 19 exons. Lineage: Eukaryota; Metazoa; Chordata; Actinopteri; Cypriniformes; Cyprinidae. Gene Ontology annotation, biological process: regulation of GTPase activity. The record is from RefSeq and is a predicted model, not a curated record.
CCAGGCUUUUACAUGAAGUUCUCUCCAUCAAAUCAAAUCCCCCACCCCCCUGUCCAGCUCAGCCCCUCUUCUCCUCUCCUCGAGUGAGAGAGAGAGUGCAGUAAAGAAAAGGACAGUUGCAGAAAAGGAUGCAUCGCCUUGCUGCUGGUAUUCCUGAGUGCAUGCCUGGAAACGAGCAAACCGGAAUACAGCAAGACAGACUUCCAGCUUUUCCUCAAGCGAAGGAUUUCCAUUUUGGAAUUGCUAUCGGAAGUCCUCAUGCAAAUCACCCAUCGUUUGAAUCGGAGCUUUGAUGCGUGGCAGUUUUGUGCAAUAAUGAACGUUUGAACUGUGCGUUCGGAGGAUUUGCGUGUCAGUGUGAGCUGAGGAGAAGUCUGGCUCCGUCACACACGCAAGCUCGCAUCAAAUGCCAGCGCUUUACUGUCUAUGGAAGCGUGAGCUCAGAAUAAAUGCCUUAGUCAUAUGCGCGCAUGCUCCGAAAAGUUCUCCCAUAGAACGUUUUAAAUGUUGACAGCUCGAUUGGAACGGUAAACGACACCCUAAAAUAGCUGAAGUAAAACAUGAGAGAGAUUCACCGCAGAUCUGGUGUUGGUAACCGCAGUAAAGGCAGAAGGGAAGCGGCUCGUCGGUUCAGGGUCGUGCGUAAAGACGCCGGCGAGCAUCGCCGGGACCCGGUGCUCUCCAUCUGGCGCUCUGCUGAGGAACAGCCGCUGUCAGGGCUGGAGAGAGUGACCGAGACCAAGUGGAGAAAUGAGACUCAACAGUUUGCACUAUAUAACUGUUCGAAUUAUUGUUUGUAAAUAUUCAUUUUUUAUCAAUUCUUACUAUUCCUGUAGGUAAAUACUACAUUUAGACGUCCAAGUAUAGUAUUAGUAAAAUAUAUUUAUUCAACUAAGCAAACUACUAUUAUAUUUAUCCUACAUUUUUGAUUGCAAUAACCAGAGUUAAUACAUAAAUGCCUUUUUUUCUAGCUAGAUUUACGUUUAAAGAUUAGAAUUGCGGCAUAUUAGCUCAAAAUGUUGCAGAGUUGUACAUCGAUGCAUAUGAGAUUACUUAAAGAAGGCAAGAAUAAAAGUUUUUCUGGAUUUGUUUAGUGGUCACCAAAGCCAGAUUUGAGAGCAGAGUGCAUAUAGACACAUGAUUACAACCAAACAUGGUGUGGGCAUUCAUCGUUCUGUUGACCUUUAAAGGAACUCUUGACCUUCCAAGGGAAAAGAACCAUUCACAAGUUAAACAGAAGCAAGUGACUUAAAACAAAAAAAACAAAAAGACUGGAUUAUGAGCGGAGAUGGACAGUUUGGACAAUUUGUCUUUCUUGGUGGCUUGAGAUUACUCUUCUGGAUCCUGGACGGGAAUAAUUAAGGAGGAUUAAGGGAUUGUUUAUUCCGCCCCUUAUAGUUGCAUUCUGCUAUAGAAAACGCUCGGCUCCGGCGGAAGAGCAUCGCCACCGGGAAACAGCCAAGCAUGGAGAUCCCACCCACUGCCCCCCCACAACCCUUCCGACAAUCUGUGAGUACCCCGCCGACCCGUCCCGGAUCCCUGUCUCCCUUCCUCUCCCUCUCGCUCCCGUUCGCACCUCUGCCCCUGUCUCCCUCCGCCGGCCUCUCCACUUCACAGUCUCAGAAGAGAGUCAGCACCCCUCUGCUUCCCCGUUCCCUGCCGCUCUCCCCGAGCGUCUCUCUGACUCUCCCUCCCUCUGUCCCGCUCUCUCAUUGGGCUGCUGGUGAGUGGAAGGUUGUGGGUUCUAAUCCAGGGACCGGACCCAGUGUGGCAGCUCUGCCCUCUCUUGAGAGUUUCCUCAGUAGAAGACUGAAGGGGUCCAUUAAGCGGGCCAAGAGUCAGCCCAAACUGGACCGAACCAGCAGCUUCCGUCACAUGAUCCUCCCUCGUUUCCGCAGCGCUGACCAAGACCGGACUCGUCUGAUGCAGAGCUUCAAAGAAUCACACUCCCAUGAGUCUUUGCUGUCUCCCAGCAGCGCAGCCGAGGCCUUGGAUCUGACACUUGAUGAAGAUGCGGUCAUCAAGCCUGUUCACUCCAGUAUACUGGGACAGGAGUACUGCUUUGAGGUGAUAACCACUUCGGGAACAAAGUGUUUUGCCUGUCGGUCGGCCGCGGAGCGAGACAAAUGGAUAGAGAAUCUGCAGAGAGCUGUCAAACCAAACAAAGACAACAGUCGGCGCGUCGACAACGUUCUGAAGCUGUGGAUCAUCGAGGCCCGGGAACUCCCUCCCAAAAAGCGCUAUUAUUGUGAACUGUGCUUGGAUGACAUGCUUUACGCCCGCACCACCAGCAAACCCCGAACCGAUACCGUCUUCUGGGGUGAGCACUUCGAGUUCAACAACCUGCCAGCUGUCCGCAACCUCCGCCUUCACCUUUACAAAGAGACGGACAAGAAAAGACGCAAGGAGAAGAGCACAUACCUGGGCUUGAUUAGCAUUCCCAUUUCCAGCAUCACUGGUCGUCAGUUUGUGGAGCAAUGGUACCCGGUCAUUCAGCCCAGCGUCCUGACCAAGGGUGGUGGUGUUGGAGGGGGCAAAAUCAUCAACGCCUCCCUGCGGCUCAAGUCACGCUUUCAGACCAUGAGCAUCCUGCCCAUGGAGCUGUAUAAAGAGUUCGCAGAGUAUGUGACCAACAACUACCGUACGCUGUGUGCCGUUCUGGAGCCGCUGAUGAGUGUCAAGAGCAAAGAGGAAGUGGCCUGCGCUCUGGUGCACAUCCUGCAGAGCACAGGGAAGGCCAAGGAUUUUCUUUCAGACAUGGCGAUGUGUGAGGUGGACCGAUUUACCGAUCGAGAGCACCUGAUCUUCAGAGAGAACACCCUGGCCACCAAAGCCAUAGAAGAGUACCUCAAACUCAUCGGACAUAAGUACCUCAAAGACGUUUUAGGGGAUUUUAUCCGUGCGCUGUAUGAGUCAGAGGAGAACUGUGAAGUCGACCCAAUGAGGACUCCACCUUCUGUGCUGCCCGAACAUCAAGCCAACCUCCGGAUGUGCUGUGAGCUGGCACUCUGCAAAAUCGUCAACUCGCAUUGUGCGUUUCCAAGAGAAUUGAAAGAGGUGUUUGCAUCCUGGCGUGUUCGAUGCGCUGAGAGGGGAAGAGAAGACAUUGCAGAUCGACUGAUCAGUGGUUCCCUCUUCCUGCGCUUCCUGUGUCCAGCCGUCAUGUCGCCAUCCUUAUUCAACCUCACGCAGGAGUACCCCGACGAGCAGACCUCACGCACACUCACCCUCAUAGCCAAAGUUGUGCAGAACCUUGCAAACUUCUCAAAGUUUGGCAGUAAGGAGGAGUACAUGUGCUUUAUGAAUGAGUUUUUAGAGAUGGAGUGGGGCUCCAUGCAGCAGUUUCUAUACGAGAUCUCCAAUCUCGACAGCGUGAGCAACGCAGCUGCUUUUGAGGGCUACAUCGACUUGGGAAGGGAGCUCUCGAUCCUGCACAGUCUUUUGUGGGAAGUCAUGGCACAACUAAGCAAGGAUGCUAUCAUUAAACUCGGACCAUUGCCCCGACUUCUGAAUGACAUCAGCAUGGCCCUUCGUAACCCUCACCUCCAGCGACAGCCCAGUCAUCAGACGGACAGACCGCCUCCAGAAAGACAGACAGACAGGUUGCUCUCCAGGCCCAGCUUCAACAGGGGCGUCUCGUCUGAGUUCCAGAACCUCAUGAUGAGGGACCUCAACAGUUCAGUUGAAAUCACUCGCCUGCCCUCUCCAACCUCUGCCAUGUCCAGUGGCGUCGCCCCUCCGUCCCGGGCCGGAAUGGGAGGGUUUGCAGACCACGAUCAUCCUCACCGAGCCUCAUCUAAAGACGUUUUCUAUGUCGCCCGUCCCCCGUUGGCCCGCUCCAGUCCAGCGUACUGUACUAGCAGUUCUGAUAUUACUGAUCCAGACCCAAAGGAUUCAAGAAUGAACAGCGUCUCUAACCUGCAGUCUGUGGGGGACAUGCUCAACUUUUCCCAGGCCUCGAUUGCUGGCCUCGGCAGCUACGGUGGGUUCCCGGGCUUGGGAGGAGGCCUCGGAGGCCAGCUGCGUGCCGGAGGGCGUAUGUCAGCCGGAUCCGGGGGUUCCAGCAUGUCCGGGGGUCUGAGGUUGAACCAGCUGAGCCAGAUGGGAACCACCACCGACUCGCUGUCCCAGCAGCAACAGCAGCAAGCCGCCGCGCUCCGCUACCCCCUCUCCUUCCAGAACCCUCUGUUCCACCUCGCUGCUGAUGGUCCUCAGCUUCACCACCAGCACAGUCGAGCUCAACCUCCUCCUCCUCUCCUGUUGGCCCCAGAGCCGGACGCCUCUCACCCCGGUUACAUCCCGCAGUUUGCCCACGGUGGCUUCUCCCGCAGUGAGGACCUCUCCACCCUCAGACCCGGCCCUCAUCUGGGUCAGCCGAGCAUCAUUCACUCCCACAGCUACAGCGACGACUAUAGCCGCCAUAACCAGAGCGAAUACGGGCGACGCCAGAUCCCCAUGCACAUGCAGGAGCAGCAGCAGAUGGCAGGCAUGGCAUCACAGACCGGCACAUCUCAUUCAUCGCUCGCCACGCCUCCUUCCACCGUUCAGCCUGUCCGUCAAAGCUCCAUGGCUCCUCCCACGCAGCGCAUGAAAUCACAACCCUCACAUCAGCUUUCCGUGAGUUCUGCCGCCGCCGCCGCUCCUGCGGGCAAGACCAGGCCACAGAGCGGAAACCUGCUCCAGUCCCCGGAGUCUGGCUUCGGGGGCCGGCAGCAGGGCCCUCGGCAGCAGCUGUCGGUCAAAGACAGCACCCCGCCUGGCCUGCCGCAUCAGCAGAGCUCCACCAGAGAGAGCCAGGGAUCGCAGGGCUCUCAGGGCGGAACGCCACAGUCCACACAGCAAUCCAAAUCACAUCAGGAACGACAGCAGAUCCAGCAACAGCAUCUGCUCAAGCCUACCAUGAGCAAACAGGGCUCUUCCCAAUCUCCAACCACCCUCAACCCCUCGAUCCCUGCCUCUGAGCGAACGGUCGCCUGGGUGUCCAACAUGCCCCAUCUUUCUGCUGACAUAGAGAGCUCCCGCAUCGACCGAGAGGAAUACAAACUCAAGGAGUAUUCAAAGAGCAUGGACGAGUCGCGUCUGGACAGGGUGCGUGAAUACGAGGAGGAGAUCAACUCUCUGAAGGAGCGUCUGAUGAUGUCACACCGCAAGCUGGAGGAGUACGAGAAGAGGCUGUUAACUCAGGAGCAGCAGACCAAUAAAAUACUGCUGCAGUAUCAGAGCCGGCUGGAGAACAGCGAGAGGAGACUGAGACAGCAGCAGAUGGAGAAAGACAACCAAAUUAAAGGAAUUAUCGACAGACUGAUGGCUGUGGAAGACGAGCUGAGGGGAGGGGUGAUGCCUGAGCACAAACCCAGGAUGUUCGCAGACCAGGAAAAGCAGCUUUCCGCCUUGGAUUCAGCAGACACCGGUGUGAGUUUUGGAGGAGAAUUGACCAGUGCUCAAGGAGUUGUUGGAGUCUCCCAAUCGGACAAAUCCUCCACCCGAUCCCCCCUGAAUGGAAUCUUGUCCUUCCCGUUAGCCUCCCCUCCUCAUUCCCGUCCUCACGCACAACUCUGGCCAAAUGGGGAACUCUUCGGCAACCAAAAAUCAGCAACGGCAUGGAGGGCAAGUUUGGAGGGGGAGCAGGUCAAUAACAACACUGACCAAAUCCAAUUUUUAUUUUAAGAAUUCCGAAGAAAAACUCAUGUUCUUUGUCAUCCGCAUUGAUGGAUGAAGCUUCAGCGGUUGUUUUAUUUUGUGCAUUAGACUGAGGACAAGUGGAAGGUGGGACACACCAUUAGUUACUCCAUCCAAAAUAAAAAGGGCUCUCCAUUGGAUCCGAUAUGUUAUUCCAAAAUCAUGUUUUCUUUGGAUCAAAGUUAAAAGCCCUUUGCACAUAUAGUACCUCUGCCACCACAAGUCAUCCAAACCACUGGAAAGUGCUUGUUUCAGGUUCCAGGUUUUUUGACUGAGCUCCCUCGUAUUCUGUAAAAAAUUCCAAGAAACUGGGAACGACCCAAAGAACGAAGGGCAAACAAACCAUAAGUUCAUUUUGAAAUGUAUUGAGGUCGAAAUUUGACUGAUGAACACACACCGGCUUUGUCUUGGGGAUUCUGUCAUGUCGUCUGGCUUCCCUAGUGCCUUUCUGUAUCUCCUGACAGGGUUUUCAAAUGAACGCAAGAGUAACGACAGCAGAAUUGCAGAAAUGGUUGCGCAAAUGCCGCUCUCUUCUCAAGAUCGCUCAUUUAGGAGAGACUGAUGUGUUCUUCUGUCUCAAUGUAAUGCUGAAAAUGUCAAGCUUUGGAAUUCGACCGUGGCUUGGGUUUUUUUUGUGGACAAAUGUCUGGAAAGUGCUUGUGGUCUUUGAAUUGCCUCACUAGACUGAACUUGUGCAAUGUUUUCUCUUCUCAAUCUCAGAACCUAUGUGUAUUUAACUGGUGCUAUGGAUUCUCAAAGCAUUGCUCUCUGUCACAUCACCACCUCCCAUUCUGUCAUCAUCCUGACUGUUCAUAUGUGUCUUCGUCCUUCCAUUUAUCUCCUUACAGGCCGAUUCCUUUCAGUGUGUGUCUGCAACGUGAGGUGAGUGCGAGGUGAUCUCUGUCAGGUCAAAAACCUUUUGUCUUUUUACUAAAACGAGAUGCUAGGCCAGAAUGCAGUUGUGGUCGUUUUUA